AUGUGGCAGCUGCUUCUGCUCAGCCUGCUCUGUGGGGGCCCAGCCCUGGCCAGGAAGAUCUCUGUCCAGAGCGAAUGCAUCAAGGGUGCUACGUACUGGUGCAAUAACCUCAUGACAGCCAUCCAAUGUGGUGCAUUGGAACACUGCGUGGAGGCUGGUUGGAACCGCGCCACCAAGGAGGACACCUGUGCAGACUGCAAACAACUUGCCACCAUCCUCAUUCGCAUGGCCAAGGAGUCAAGCUUUAAGACCUCCAUCCAGCAGUACUUGGAGCAGGAGUGCAGGGCUUUGCCCUUGCAGACGCUGGUGCCACGGUGCCAGGAUCUGGUGGACACCUACUAUGCUGACUUCAUCACCAGCCUGGAAGGACAGCUGACCCCCGGCAAGAUCUGUGGCAAGCUAGGCCUCUGCCCGUCUGACCCACUGGGGAGCGAGGACAUCUUGGCCGCGCCGGCACCGGUGAUGGAGCAGCUGCUCCAGGGCCAGGCUCCCACCCUGCCCAGCAGCCAUGCCCAGGCCAGUCCCAGGGAGCAGCUGCCCAUCCCACUGCCCACGUGCUGGCUGUGCAGAACCUUUGUAGGCAAGAUGGAAUCUGCCAUCCCCAAGGCCGCUAUUGGCAAAGCCAUAUCCAAACUGUGCCUCGUGACGCCUGGAGCCAUCGCAGGAAUGUGCCAGUGCCUGAUGGAGAAAUACACAGUGAUCAUUGUGGACAUGAUUAUGGGCAAGCUGGGGCCACAGCUGAUAUGCGGGAUGAUGCUCAUGUGUGCUACUGAGGAGAACUGUGGCCCAGAGAUUCCUCCGGCCCCAUUCCCAGCCCCAACCCCCGGCUGCCAGGCCUGCCUCGCCAUCACCAGCCGAGCGAAGGCGGCUCUCAAGACAAACAGCAGCCGGGCUGAAGUGGAGGCCGCCUUGCUCACCACCUGCAGCAGCAGCUUUCUGGACUGGCAGGAGUGCAAAAGCUUCAUCAACCAGCACCAGCCAAAGUUGUUCACGACCCUCACAAAGCCUUGGAGUGUCCAGACUACGUGCCAGGAACUGGGCGCCUGCAUGGCAGCAGAGAAGCCUUUUCCAGCAGCAGCAGCCGCCUGCGCCCAGGGCCCCACUUACUGGUGCUCCAGCCCAAGUGCAGCUGAGCAGUGCAAGGCUGUACACCACUGCCAGGCCCACGGAUGGCUGUAGCCAAACCAUGAGGGUCCUGCCGAAGGGUCAC
Molecule: messenger RNA, 1210 nt
Organism: Elgaria multicarinata webbii
Lineage: Eukaryota; Metazoa; Chordata; Lepidosauria; Squamata; Anguidae
Gene: SFTPB
Product: surfactant protein B
Exons: 11
Coding region: 1-1179 (392 amino acids)
Biological process (GO): sphingolipid metabolic process
Cellular component (GO): multivesicular body; alveolar lamellar body; lysosome
Source: RefSeq, a predicted model, not a curated record